Messenger RNA from Perognathus longimembris pacificus (Pacific pocket mouse), 1666 nucleotides. It is a transcript of the gene Slc46a1, whose product is annotated as solute carrier family 46 member 1. The record is from RefSeq and is a predicted model, not a curated record. Gene Ontology annotation, cellular component: plasma membrane. Gene Ontology annotation, molecular function: transmembrane transporter activity. Lineage: Eukaryota; Metazoa; Chordata; Mammalia; Rodentia; Heteromyidae. Gene Ontology annotation, biological process: transmembrane transport. Bases 42 to 1424 code for a protein of 460 amino acids. The transcript has 5 exons.
CUGGCCAGGUUCCCGCCGCGACCCCUCGCGUGCGCCUGCGCAUGGAGGGCCGCGCCAGCCCCCAAGGCGAGCCCCGGCCCUGCCGCGCGCUCUGCCGCGCGCUCUGCCGCGGCCCCGUGGAGCCCGUGGUCUUCCUGGCCAACUUCGCGCUGGUCCUGCAGGGCCCUCUCACCACGCAGUACCUGUGGCACCGAUUCAGCACCGACCUGGGCUACAAUGGCACCCGCGACCGGGGAGGCUGUGGCAACCACAGCGCCAACCCCGCCAUGCAGGAAGUAGAGACCCUUACCUCCCACUGGACCCUCUACAUGAACCUGGGUGGCUUCCUGGUGGGAAUUUUCUGGUCUACCCUGCUGGGAGCCUGGAGUGACCGCGUGGGCCGCCGCCCACUACUGGUGCUGGCCUCACUAGGCCUUCUGCUCCAGGCCGUGGUGUCAAUCUUCAUUGUCCAGCUGGAGCUCCACGUUGGCUUCUUUGUGCUGGGCCGCAUCCUUUGUGCCUUCUUUGGUGAUUUUAAUGGUCUGCUAGCUGCUAGCUUUGCCUCCGUGGCCGAUGUCAGCUCCAGCCACAGCCGCACUUUCCGGAUGGCCUUGCUGGAAGCCUGCAUUGGUGUGGCUGGGAUGCUGGCGAGCCUUCUCGGGGGCCACUGGCUUCGGGCCCAAGGUUAUGCCAACCCCUUCUGGCUGGCCUUGGCCUUGUUGAUUGUCAUGACUCUCUACGCAGCAUUCUGCUUUGGUGAGACCGUGAAGGAACCAAAGUCCACCCAGCUCUUCACUCUCCAUCAUCACCGAUCCAUUUUCCAGCUCUACGUGGCGCCAGCUCCAGAAAAGUCCCGGAAGCAUAUAGCCCUGUACUCUCUAGCCAUCUUCUUGGUUAUUACUGUGCACUUUGGGGCCCAGGACAUCCUGACCCUCUAUGAGCUGAGCUCACCCCUCUGCUGGGACUCGAAGCUGAUUGGCUAUGGUUCUGCAGCUCAGCACCUUCCCUAUCUCACCAGCGUGCUCUGCCUGAGGCUAAUGCAGUUCUGCCUGGCGGACGUGUGGGUAGCUGAGAUCGGCUUGGUCUUCAACAUCUUGGGCAUGGUGGUCUUUGCGUUUGCAACCAUUACACCCCUCAUGUUUACAGGGUAUGGCUUGCUCUUCUUGUCACUAGUCACCACACCUGUCAUCCGGGCUAAACUGUCCAAGUUGGUGGGCAAUUCGGAACAGGGUGCUCUCUUUUCUGCUGUGGCCUGUGUGAAUAGUUUGGCCAUGCUGACAGCCUCUGGCAUCUUCAACUCGCUCUACCCAGCCACUCUGAACUUCAUGAAGGGCUUCCCCUUCCUCCUGGGAGCUGGCCUUCUCUUCAUUCCGGCCAUUCUGAUUGGGAUACUAGAAAGGACUUAUCCUCACCUGGAAUUCCAGCAGUUUCCUCAGAGCCCCUGAUCUGCCUAGAUAAAGGACAGAAGGCAAGAAGUGCAGAAUGCACAUGGAUCGCCUGAAAAUCUGCACAGCAGAGCUGGUGGCUUCCUGGGUGGGGGGCAGUGCUUACCUUGAACAAUUUAAGUUAGGUCAGGGUACUACCUGGUCCAUAACUGAGCCAGCCUCUGUCUAGGAUCUGGAAUCUUCUUCACCUGGACAGGCUCACUCCAGGGAGUUUACCCUCGAUCCCAUCACUUUAAUUCCGC